UUCAGCACCUCCCGGACGUAAGUCUCUGAUUGGUGGAAAGUUUCGCUUCCCCCCCCCCGUAAAGUUUUGCAACCUUUACUACAGUCCCUUGCCACUCUGACCCUUUAGUUGUGGAAGUUGCUUAGUUUGGUAAAGGAUCACUUUCUCCAGCGUCGAAACUGUUUUUUUCAUGCCUUUUUAUUGUUCCUCAUGAUGGCUUCGCCACAAGGUUUAACUCUGAAGGAUAACAGCGUCUCUGACCCGGAGCUCCAAAGGGCUGCGGAAAUUGCUUUGAGCGAACAUAAAGUGCCAGUGUCGAGCCUCCCGUUCAGUGUUGAAGCGUUGAUGUCCGAUCGGAAGCCGCACCGAGGCAUCUUCCCCCCUUUGGAUGGGGCAGGCGGCAGCACAUCGCAGAAGCUCCCCUCCAAAUCGGUGGCCAGGGAGUCGCAAAGUCCCAUCGACUCUCCCUGCCCACUGGAAGGUUUUAUAAAAACUUACGACGGCUCGCCAGUGAAAUCCGAAAACUGCAAGGAAGAAGAAUGUGUGCCGUGGGUGAAAAAUUCCAGUUACUCGCCUCCUCCAAACAGACAUUUGAGCCCCACUUCUUGCACUCUGAGAAAGCACAAAACCAACAGGAAACCCAGGACGCCCUUCACCACCUCGCAGCUCCUGGCUCUGGAGCGCAAAUUCCGGCAGAAACAGUACCUGUCCAUCGCGGAGAGAGCAGAGUUCUCCAGCUCCCUCAACCUCACAGAAACCCAGGUUAAAAUCUGGUUUCAAAAUCGCAGGGCCAAAGCAAAGAGACUGCAAGAGGCCGAACUGGAAAAGUUCAAAAUGGCAGCGAAGCCUAUACUACCCCCGGGGUUGAGUCUGACUUUUCCUAUGAAUUCCCCAAUGCACGGAGCUUCACUUUAUGGACACACUUAUCCUUUCCACAGACCUGUGCUCCCAGUCCCCCCUGUAGGACUUUAUGCCACUCCUAUCGGAUACAGCAUGUACCAUUUAUCUUGAAAAAAAAGCACAAUCAUAGAAGACUCAAACUUUCAAAUAUAUUUGAAACGAUGCCAGCGCUUUUAACAUUUGUUUUGAUCGCUGUCCCUUUGAAAGGGAUAUUAUGUACUAUUUUAUAUAUAUGGAGAUUUAUUAUUUCUUAUACCUUAUAUUUGUGAAUAAAUUAAAAUAAUUGUUGAAUAUUA
Rhincodon typus (whale shark) is the source of this 1175-nucleotide messenger RNA. Its product is annotated as homeobox protein MSX-2. Gene Ontology annotation, molecular function: DNA-binding transcription factor activity, RNA polymerase II-specific; RNA polymerase II transcription regulatory region sequence-specific DNA binding. Bases 190 to 990 code for a protein of 266 amino acids. Lineage: Eukaryota; Metazoa; Chordata; Chondrichthyes; Orectolobiformes; Rhincodontidae. Gene Ontology annotation, biological process: regulation of transcription by RNA polymerase II; embryonic morphogenesis. The transcript is spliced from 2 exons. The record is from RefSeq and is a predicted model, not a curated record. Gene Ontology annotation, cellular component: nucleus.